CAGUUUGAGAGCAAGUUCCCUAAUUUCUACAUGAAAUACACCAUGAACCCUACACACAUUAAAUGACACAGCUGAGAGCCAGACAAUGGCAGCCAGCGUAUGGACCAGCAUUGUACUGGUGGCUCUUCUCAGAAUGGGUAAAGGAAAUCUCUCGGAACCCACCGUGUUCUCCAGCGAGGGACAGACGGUCACUCUGCCAUGUCACAGGACGUCCACUAACUGCUCCAACACCACCUGGAACUAUGGAAGUGACAAAACCAUUGAAAUAGUUGCACAUGGGAUGGUCAGAAAUAACCUGGCUGACAGCAGAACCAACCGCCUGAAAGUGGAGUCAAAUUGCUCUCUAACGAUUCUUAAUGUAAAACCUGCAGACGCUGGGCAAUAUAACUGCCGGGUGUAUAGCAGUCAAUCAGCAUACAACGACUCGUUCGUUUAUCUCACUGUUCUGAACAUCACUUCCUCACAGCUAAAACCUGAGACAUUGAACUGCUGCCUGCACACAUAUGAGUUCUGUACUAAACAUAUAAAUGAAGACAUGAAACUAACUUGGCUGAAUGAUGAUGGCAGUGACCUAAUGCAAGAUACCAGGUACAAUAUCACACAGACCAGAUGUCAUUCAACUCUGACUGUGACUCUGGAUCAGUCAGACCACAACAGGAAGUGGACGUGUCAGCUGACUGUGGAUGGGAGACUGGAGAGCUCAGCCAGCUACAUAACCACUCUCUCUGAUCCGACAGACUUCACUCUGAUUGCUGUAGUUACUCUGUGCGCAGUCCUGUGUGUAGGAGUCUGCAUCACAAUAAUUAUAAUAACUUAUAAAAGAAAGGAGAAGAGGGGAGAUGUGACAAGAACAGAGGAUCACAGCACCCCUUCCUCUCAGGACAAAGUGGAAACUGGGACCGUGGUGUACGCUGAUGUUUGUGUCAGAGUGGAUGGCCGGCAGGAGAAGGGCAGAGACCACGUCCACCCCGACACCGAAUAUGCAACCCUCAAAGUCUGAGUUUAACUUCCCAGAUGGCGUGUGUGAGCUUUACCAACUCAGAACUGAACCCAGAACAGUUAUCUAACAAAAUAUCCAAAUACAUUUUCCACUGUGAGCCCAAGGUAACUCCUUUUUUAUUUCUUUUGUCUUUCCUGCAUAUCCCAGUUUUCCGCUAUAUUGAUAAACUGGAUUCUUUUGGGUUUUUUUUUUUAUACCACCUGGAAUAACAAAAUAUUCAUGAUUUAUGUCUUUUAUUAAACAAAAUUGAUUAAACUAUUGA
Messenger RNA from Paramormyrops kingsleyae, 1262 nucleotides. RefSeq lists its product as uncharacterized. NCBI's taxonomy places the organism in Eukaryota, Metazoa, Chordata, Actinopteri, Osteoglossiformes, Mormyridae. The record is from RefSeq and is a predicted model, not a curated record. Gene Ontology annotation, molecular function: protein tyrosine kinase binding; MHC class II protein binding. Gene Ontology annotation, cellular component: membrane raft; external side of plasma membrane. Gene Ontology annotation, biological process: interleukin-15-mediated signaling pathway; positive regulation of ERK1 and ERK2 cascade; T cell activation.